GCAGAUUUUGUCAGCCAUAUGGACGUCGGGCGAUCGAAGCGGGAUGGUGUCGUGCGCCUGAGCCUCUCGCCGCACCUCGCGCUCGGGCCUAGCCUCACGCAAGUCUUGGGAGCGAUGGCAGCAACGUCGCGCCUCGAGACGCUGCCGGGUGUCGACGUCUCUAUGGCGCGCUGCGCCUUUGGCCUCGACGUCUACGAUCGCCUGCUGCCGCACGUCGCCACAACGUUUGCCCACGCAGCGUACGUGCACAUUGACCUAAGCCAUGCGUUGCUGCCAUCGGAUGGCCUUGUCUACCUUGUGAAGCAUCUUUUGGCGGUUCAUUUUCGCAUGGAUGGCUGCCGCUUGCGACUGACGCUCACGGGCCUCCGGCUAACGCUGGCCGAUGUGGAGGCACUGCGCCAUCUCGCGCCAGUCCUCGACGGUCUGUGUCUGCGCGAAAGCAUCGCGUCCGCCAGCGUCGCUCGUGCCUUUGUCGACAGCCUCGGCGCCUUCUCCGAACUGGUCGUGCUCGACUUGACCAAGAUCUUUUUUGCGCGCCGGGACGCCCACCUCUUCCAGCGGUUCCUCGCGCAUGUGACGACGCCGACGCCGCAAACACCGUGCGUCUGGCCUUUCCUCGCGUCCCUCGUCCUCGACCACAACGCAUUCCCAGUCGACGAUGUAGUCGCUCUCCUCUCGGCGCUCAUGUACUCGACGUCGCUGACGCACCUCUCGCUUGCCUACUCGCUGCCGUCAGUGGACACGAUCGUCGGCGGCUGGCUGCUUCGCACCAUCUUGCGCAACCCGGCGUCCUCUCUCCGGUCGCUCAACUUGGCAGGUCUCUCGCUCCAGCACGACAUUGCUUCGACGUUGGCCAAUGCUCGGCCCGACCAGCUCUUGCUCCUGGCGUCGCCGUCUCUGGUGACAGCAGACAUCCCCGACGGCGCGUUCGUGGCCUUGCCGCACAGCACGGUGGUGCAGGCGUCCACAACGUCGUCGGCGCCGCUGUCUCUGAGGGUGCGUCCGUCGAUCGUUCAAGUCGUCGGGUCGACACCGACGUUCACUGCCGUGCUCCUGCCCGGCCACGGUAUCGGGUUCAUUGACCGCGACGCUGUGGGCGAGGCACUGACUAUGAGAGAAACUUCCACCACGGCGUGUCUGAGCGAGCUCGUGCUGGACGACCUGAAGCCGCUUGGCAUCUUGCCUCCACUCUUGCACCUCUUCCGGGUACCGACAGAGUUGAGGUCGCUGCGACUGCGCCGAUAUCAGGCAACGACCACCGAAAUCGAAGCCCUCGUCGAGACUUGCAGCGGGCUGCGUGCGCUCGACCUCAAAGCGUGCCGUCUGAACGACGUGACCGUGCUCCUCCCCGCCUUGCAGCACCUCGAACAGCUGAAUUUGUACAAAAAUCUGAUCGGCGCCGUCGGCGCCAUGCGCCUCGCACGGGCAUUGGAGACCGCACGUGUGCUUCGAUCGCUCAACGUGUCGUGCAACCUCAUUGGAGAGCUUGGUCUCGCGGCUUUGGCUAUGGCCCUCGAGACCAACCGGACGCUUGAGCACAUCACGCUCGAUGAUCUAUCACUUCAGGCACGGUUUGGCAACGUGCUGUUGCGCGUCGAGCCAUUGCGUAUGGAGGCCAAGUGGGCGUGUGUCCAAGCUCUGACGUGGCGCCACCAGCGCAGUGCGACGAGCACCCGCGCCGUGACCAUCUACAGCCAACUGCUCGACCCGACGCUCAUGCAGCACAUCUUUGCCUUUGCCGGCCGCGCGAUUUGUCGCACGAUAUGUGAACGACCUUGAUGCGCGAGGCAAGGACGCAAACCUACCCCUAGUAUCUCGGUGACGGUGGAGCUAAGCUACACUUGUUGACUGCUGUACGAGUACCAUUUUUCUAUGAAAAGAACGCCACUGUGUCGUGGGCACGCGUGGCAAGAGAAAGUAUGUACAAUAUUGUCUCGAUUUGUUGAAGGGUAUCGGCUUGUUCACGCGCCCCGAG
Messenger RNA from Saprolegnia diclina VS20, 1975 nucleotides. RefSeq lists its product as hypothetical. Bases 19 to 1779 code for a protein of 586 amino acids. Gene Ontology annotation, molecular function: protein binding. The transcript is spliced from 5 exons. The record is from RefSeq and is a predicted model, not a curated record. NCBI's taxonomy places the organism in Eukaryota, Oomycota, Saprolegniomycetes, Saprolegniales, Saprolegniaceae.